GGCUCAAGACGUACUUGACGCCGUUGUGCCACAAGCUGCUCGACCAGCUGGGGCACCAGUACAACCCAGUUGUGCAGCCUGGAGUGUUGGCCGACAUGCCGAAGGAGGUUGUCGACCUCGUCGGUCAGAAGGACGGCGACUGGGUCGCCGCCAUGGCGGAGUUCGGGAGCAUGGCUUGCAAGCUGACGCAGGACAUCACCGCAGCUGACCCUGGUGGGUACGAGCGUCGGCGCCAGCUUCUCAUUCAACGGAUUGGGGCUGCGGACACUCCGCAGGCGCUGAACGAUCUCUUCUGCGACACGUCCCUGUUCAAGGUGGCCCCGAAGACCUUGGAGGACUCAGCGGCGCUGCUGGCAUCCGAGAAGGAAAUGAUCCGCGUGCAGGCCCUGGCGCACUUCAACGAGGACAGCUUGUGCUUAAAUGACUGGGGCAAGGAGAACAAGGUCGCCUUCAAGGCGGACAUGCAGAUGGCGAACAUCGCGCAGAGCUUCAAACAGAUG
Messenger RNA from Prorocentrum cordatum, 500 nucleotides. The record is from the annotation of a GenBank genome assembly. Lineage: Eukaryota; Dinophyceae; Prorocentrales; Prorocentraceae.